AUGGCUAAAGAAGUUGUGCUCCUCGAUGGCGGGUUUUCAACCCAACUUGCUAAAUAUGUCGGCGAGCAACUAGAUGGUGAUCCUCUGUGGACUGCUAAAUCUCUUGCCCAGAGUCCAGAAAAAUGUACAUAUGUUCACAGAGACUUUGUAUUAGCUGGAGCAAACAUUAUAAGUACUGGAUCUUACCAAGCUACAGUUGAAGGUUAUAAAACAUAUAUUAAUAUGGACAAAGAACAAUCUCUAUGCGUAAUAAGAAAUUCUGUGAGUUUGGCUAGGCAAGGAAUAGAAAUGGCCCAAUUAGAAGCAGGGCAAACAUUUAAUGUAAAAGUAGCAGGUUCUGUUGGCCCAUACGGGGCUUUUCUUCACGAUGGUUCAGAGUACACAGGAUCUUACACAAACCAAGUUACAACUGAAAAAUUAAUAGAAUGGCAUCGGCCCAGAGUGCAGGCUCUGAUUGAAGCAGGUGUGGAUAUACUUGCCUUCGAAACAAUCCCAUGUUUCAAAGAAGCUGAAGCUCUUAUUAAGUUAUUGAAAGAAUUCCCACAAGCAAAGGCUUGGGUAUCUUUCUCUAUUAAGAAUUCAAAUACAGUCAGCAAUGGUGAAAGCUUCUAUGAUAAUAUCCUAAAAUGCUGGAAGGAAUCAAACCAAUUAAUCGCCACUGGAGCUAACUGUUUUAACCCUUCUUUAGUCAGUUCACUGUUUAAAGAUCUAACAAAAAAUCAUCCUUCAUUAUCAUUAAUUACUUAUCCAAACAAAGGCGAAACAUAUGACACUCAAUCUCAACAAUGGCAUAAUUCAGAAAACAGUGCCAGCAUUGAGUCAUAUAUUAAUGAAUGGAUGGAUUUAGGAAUAGCAUAUAUUGGAGGUUGCUGUAGAACAGAUGAUAAAGUUAUCCAUAUGAUGUCAAAGGACAUGAAGAAAUGGAAAUCAAUAAAUCUAUAA
Nezara viridula (southern green stink bug) is the source of this 942-nucleotide messenger RNA. Lineage: Eukaryota; Metazoa; Arthropoda; Insecta; Hemiptera; Pentatomidae. The record is from the annotation of a GenBank genome assembly.